AUGACUCACGAGAUCAUCGAGCAUCCCCCGUCAUCAUCGGACGAUGACAACCUUCUCGUCAUGCCCCUGCCCUCCCGCUGGAGUGACCAGCAUAAGAAUGCGGGCCUGGACCUGCUGAAUGAUGGAUUGGAGGUACGCUACUUGGGUAACCCGCUUAAGCUUGAUCAUGAAGCUGCGGCGUGCCGGGCAGACCAUCCCAUGCCCCCACAGUGUGGCAUAUAUUACUUUGAGGUUACGAUUUUGUCGAAACCGAAGGAUGGGAUGAUAUGCGUGGGCUUCACAAGCAAUAAAGCAUCUCUCGAACGAUUGCCGGGCUGGGAGCAGGAAUCCUGGGCUUACCACGGCGACGAUGGCAGGACUUUCUUCGGCGAGACGCAGGGCCAGGGCAAAUUGUAUGGCCCCAAGUAUUCUGUGAAUGACACCAUUGGCUGUGGGGUGAAUUUCUCGACGAAUACCUCUUUUUUUACAAGGAAUGGGGUUUUUCUUGAUUGUGUCUUUGAAUCAGGUAAUGCGUUCCGGGAAUUGCGGAAUGUGAAACUAUACCCUGCGGUUGGUGUGAAGAAGCAACCCACGACGCAUCUAAAGGCGAAUUUUGGCCAGUUUCCUUUUGUAUAUGAUAUUGACGGGUUGAUGGAGAGAGAGAAACUCAACGUUCAAGCGGAGAUAAGGGCUACUAAUAUUUCCAAUUUACAUUCCUCCCCCGAUGAGAGCACGUUUAUCCAGGAGCUUGUGGCUCAAUUUUUGGCGCAUGGCGGAUAUGUGGAGACCGCACGCGCCUUUGCUGAAGAGGUCAGGGAGGAGUCGCGGGCUUUGCAGAAUGGGCAGGAAACGCCGUUGAGAUAUUGCCAGGCAGAGGAGGAUGUUGAUGCUAUUAACCGCCAGAAAAUCCGCACUGCCAUUUUGGACGGCGAUAUCGACAAAGCUUUGAAAUUCACAAAUGCCUCAUACGCUAACGUCCUUCGGGACAAUCCACAAAUAUACUUUCGUCUCCGCUGUCGGAAGUUCAUCGAGAUGAUGCGUCGCUGCACUGAACCACAGCCUAUUUCCCCAUCGACGUCCAAGCAGGCAGCCCGCUCAUCCAAUGGUGCUACUGCUGUAUCUGUACACGAUACCAGCGACGACGUCUUCGUGCAUGAUAUGGAGCUAGACGAGCAUAUGAAUGAUGUCCUGGAUGAUGGUCAUGAUUCUUCGGAAUCCGAUGGGAGAGAUCACGACCAUUAUGAUGACCAAGACCCAGACCUCGAUGACGAUGACGACGACGAAGAAAACGGCAUGGAUGUCGAAGAAUCCGCCGACUAUAACACCUCAGUAUCGACAACAAAUGCAGCAAGCUACCACGACCUCCUCCACGAAGCGAUCCUGUACGGCCAAGAACUGCAAGCCGACUACCCCGGUGACCAGCGGCGGGAGUAUAAGCGGGCGCUGGACGAUAUCUUUUCACUAGUCGCAUACCCGGAUCCCAAGUCGAGUGUGCACGGGCAUUUGCUGGAGCCGAGCGGACGCGUUCCGGUAGCGGAGGAGUUGAAUUCGGCGAUUUUGGUAUCCCUCGGCAAAUCCUCCUCUGCCGCUCUUGAGAAACUAUAUCAACAGACUGAGGUUCUGGUGAAUGAGAUCAGCGAGGAUGGCGGCGCGGGGGCGUUUAUUAACGUGCGGAAUGAUUUUGUGAUAUAG
Molecule: messenger RNA, 1671 nt
Organism: Histoplasma capsulatum G186AR
Lineage: Eukaryota; Fungi; Ascomycota; Eurotiomycetes; Onygenales; Ajellomycetaceae
Product: ran-binding protein
Exons: 6
Coding region: 1-1671 (556 amino acids)
Biological process (GO): cell surface receptor signaling pathway; cytoskeleton organization
Cellular component (GO): cytoplasm
Molecular function (GO): protein binding
Source: RefSeq, a predicted model, not a curated record